Molecule: messenger RNA, 471 nt
Organism: Fusarium fujikuroi IMI 58289
Lineage: Eukaryota; Fungi; Ascomycota; Sordariomycetes; Hypocreales; Nectriaceae
Exons: 1
Coding region: 1-471 (156 amino acids)
Source: RefSeq, a predicted model, not a curated record
AUGGCCGCUUCUUCUCAACCACGACCUCUCUUUGUGUACGGCACGCUUCGGGCGCUGCCCUUGCUUGCUUGGGCGUUGACGGGAGAUGCCACAAAGAUAAGCACUGUAGAGGCCUUCGUGCAUCCUGCCAAGGUCUCCGGUUAUGCUAGGUAUACCGUUAAUUAUCGUGAUUAUCCUGCAGUCAUCAAGAAGGAUGAUCAUGAGGUUGAUGGGUUUAUACUUCUCUUAGAAACUAAAUCGCAGCGGAAGAAGCUAGACGACUUUGAGGGCGAUCUCUAUACCCCUACGGCUAUCCUUGCGACCCUCGAUGACGGAACUACCAUGGAAGCAGACAUCUAUCUCUGGGGUGGUGAUUUUGAGGCCCUCUCUACGGAGCCUUGGGAGCUGGACACUUUCAUUAAGGAAAGACUUGAGGAUUGGCUAGACCUCUUUGAAGGCAUGGAGUUAGUUGGGGAAUCCGACACAGAAUAA